Messenger RNA from Gamsiella multidivaricata, 2533 nucleotides. RefSeq names its product transmembrane amino acid transporter protein-domain-containing protein. Gene Ontology annotation, molecular function: amino acid transmembrane transporter activity. Lineage: Eukaryota; Fungi; Mortierellomycota; Mortierellomycetes; Mortierellales; Mortierellaceae. The coding region runs from base 276 to 2390 and encodes 704 amino acids. Gene Ontology annotation, biological process: amino acid transmembrane transport. The transcript has 7 exons. The record is from RefSeq and is a predicted model, not a curated record.
GCUCUUCUUCAGCUCGACUCCACACCACCAGUCCCAGUCCAGUCUAUUCCAGUCCAGUCCGCCUGUCUUCAGCUCCACUCCAAUCCGCUCCUUUGUCCAUUCUCCAUCCCUCUUUCCUCUUCUUCUUUCUUUCUCCUCCUUCUUUAUUCGUCUCUUUCUCCCCUUCCUUUUGCUUAUCUCCCCACUUCCAUAACACUCGAGACUUCUUGAGCGACUGACCACCGCUCAUCCUUUCCUCUUCGAUCAACCCCCCUCCCUCUACUCCACCCCUCACAAUGGCAACUCCUCCUAGGUCCACCAGCCACUUCAGCGCCGAGCAGCGCCCUUCCCAAGACCUGCUCUCCUCCUCGCCUCAGCGUGAGGCCGCCACCAAAUUGCUCUCGUCCUCACCAUCGAUCCCACCCUUCUUUGGAAGAGCUGCCUCGCAUGGCAGCAGCGUCAACGGGGAUGGCCAGACUCCAGUAUCGUCCUGGAGAUCGCCCUCGACCCUGCAGAACUACCGCUCCAACGACGCCACUGCCUCGAACGAUGCUUUUAACAGCGCCGGACAAGCACACCGCUCCGGCCUCGACAGCAGCAGUAAUAGCAUCAGUGGCAGUUAUGUUGGCAGUCCAGCCUAUCUCGACUCUAUCAAUUCGAUCGUCGAUAUCCCUGCAGACGAGGCUUCCAAGGUCGUCAAAAAACACCUUGUCCUGAACUCGCCCUCGCGCGACAGCUUCGAUUCUGACCGCAAUGGUGCUGGCAGCGGCGGUCCCUCAGGCUCAAACGGCGGUCACCACGACGGCGCUGGUACUGGAGAGGUGGUCGACUACACGACUGCAUUCAAGUUGCCUGGAGGCGCCAUCACUCGUGAUGUCUACAAGUGGCAGGCCGAUCAGGAGAAUGAGCAGAACCGUCGAGCGCGCUCAAGGUCCUUCCACCUGCCUCGACCUGUGGAGCCCUCAGUCACGACCUUGAAGCAACCCGGUGGAAUGCGACGAUACCAUAUGAUCAUGAAGGCAGAGGCCUCUGGACGACAGGCCAAUGUGUUUACAAAGAGCUUUAUCGACUUUUUGGCCAUGUACGGCCACUUUGCCGGAGAAGAUCUGGAUGACGACGAGGGUGGGGACUUUGUACGCUAUGACGAGGAAGACGCGCAAGGAGGGGGGGCAGGCUCUGGAUCAGGCACUGGCGGCACCGAAUCCACACCCUUGAUUCCAAAAUCACAACAAGCUCCCCAAGGAGACGCAACGCCCGCCAAGGCUGUGUUUUUGCUGCUCAAGUCGUUUGUUGGAACUGGAAUCAUGUUCUUGCCUAAAGCGUUCAACAAUGGUGGUAUCCUGUUUUCGUCGGUUGUCUUGGUCGCCAUCGCGGGAAUCUCGCUGUUCUCAUUCCUAUUGCUGGUCGAGUCCCGUCAGGUGGUGCCAGCAUCAUUUGGUGACAUCGGAGGCCAUCUCUACGGACCAUACAUGCGUCAGGCGGUAUUGUGGUCGAUCGCCAUUUCUCAGGUCGGCUUCGUCUGCGCUUACAUGAGCUUUGUCGCAACCAAUCUGGAGGCCCUUGCCAGGAAUGUUCUCGGCGCUACCGAAAUGUAUCCUUCUUACAUCUUCGUGCUCGCCCAGUUGAUCGUUUUCAUCCCUCUGGCCUUGAUCCGUAACAUUGCCCGUCUGUCGUUUACUGCCGUAGUAGCAGAUGUGUUUAUUUGCUUUGGUCUCAUUUACAUGUAUUAUUUUGAUAUCUUCACCUUGUCGACAAAUGGGUUGAGCGAUGUGUCCCUCUUCAACCCGAAAGAUUUCGCUCUCUUUAUUGGAACUGCCGUAUUCACCUUUGAGGGAAUUGGACUGAUCAUCCCCAUCACAGAGUCGAUGAAGGAGCCGAAAAAGUUCCCCAAGGUUUUGACCGGCGUCAUGAUCGGUAUCACGAUUCUGUUCACGUCCUUUGCAGCCUUGUCCUAUGCAACCUUUGGUUCAAAGACCGAGACUGUAGUCCUCUUGAACUUGCCCCAGAAGAGCCAUUGGGUCCAGUCGGUCCAGGUACUGUAUUCGAUCGCUAUUAUGCUGUCGAUCCCUCUGCAACUCUUCCCUGCCAUCCGUAUCAUGGAGAACGGCAUCUUUACGCGCUCGGGCAAGUACAACACGCUAGUCAAGUGGCAGAAGAACUUUUUCCGAGUCUUGUCCUUGCUGGGCUGUGCUGCUAUCGCCAUCUGGGCUGGCGAGGACCUUGACAAGUUUGUGUCCAUCGUUGGGUCUGUUGCAUGUAUUCCACUUGCAUACAUCUUCCCUGCCAUGUUCCACUACAAGACGCAUCCCAACAGGAAGACGCGUAUCAUCGAUGUGAUGUUGGUUAUCUUUGGGGUAGUCACCAUGGUGUACACGACAGGCAACACUAUAUACGAACGAAUCCGGGGCUGAGCAGGGAAACAACAGCACAGCAUCGUCCAAUGCUUCAGUACUGGUUCAGCAACGUUGUUCCUUUAGAAUCGCAUCAUAUCGCUAUCUAGCAUGACUUUAUGGCACGCAAUAACAACAUUCUUUUAUAUAUCAUCAUGAGAAAU